AAAUUUGACAUCUUCAUUUCGAAAAAUUAACAACGAACGUUCUGUGAUAGCAACUAACUUUUAGAAUUUUUUUGUGUUCCCUGUUCUCGUCAGUAUUAUCAGCCUAAUUUCAUACGAUGGAGCAAUCAGCCACUAGCAACAAAAGCGAAUCAACAAAUCCCGCAUUGGUCAAUUACAAAGACGAAGAGAAGCUAAUGAGCGAGUCUUUGUAUAGAAAUCUACAUGUUCUUUGCCGGUUCUAUGAACCAUCGGCAGAAUUUCUGUUGAUCUUUCAACCGCACAUGUUCAUCAAAUCGAAUCCGAAAGCAUUUAUUGUCGUGAUUCAUUUCAUAUUCAAUUGUUUGGACACAACGGAGUUCAACAAAAGAUUCCGUUGGCCCGUUUUCGAUAAAGCAGCAGAAACGGUUUUCCGUAAGGCCGCAUUGGAUUAUAUGAAUCACUUGAAUGUCACACAUCAGUUAGGCCUGGAAACAUUGAAAUUGUCAAACAUUCAUAUACCCGGCGGUCUGAAAUUUAUCAAGAUCAUCCACAAAUUUACAUAUUUGGCUAUGAAGCUGGAGCUCAAUAAGCCUGAACAUGGGCCUCUACCGAAUGUGCAAAAUAUUCCCGAUGGAGAUGAUAUGUUAGCUAAGCUGGAACAGUAUGUCGAUCGAGGAAUGGAUUACGCAAUGAGGCUUCAAGGUCAAUCGGAAAAAUUGUCUAAGAAAAUCGACGAGAUGCACGCGAUGAUGGAAGCAUUCUUGCAUCCAACCACCGAAUCGAAUAAACAGAAAUCAUGCUGUGCAUGCAUGCAACAGAAAUGGAAAGAGAAUUUGGAUUGUGUUGCACGAGAUGCUGUUGCACCGCAACUGGAAGCCAUGAAUUUGUUGAGCAAAAAUACCGUUCAGCUGGACCAACUUCUAACCAAAUUGUUUGUGGAGAAAAAGGAAAACAUUGUCGAAUACGAUAGACAACAGCUGAUGGUUGCGCAGAACUGUCUGAAGAGACGCUAUCCGGAUUCCGUGCAAGAGAUCGAUGGAAUCGUGGAAGGAGGCAUCAUCAAUUUUGCCAAUUUAUUCAAAGUGUUUUCGAUGCUGCUCCCCACUAUGACAAACAAAUUCAAAACAGUUAAGGAUAAGGACAUCGAGGCUAUAGAAUACGAAUUGAACGGAGUUGUAGAGUAUGAUGAGAUUGCUACUAAAUACCUUGACACCUUCAACGACUAUAAGGAUAUGCUUCAACCGUUUAAGGAGAAGGAAAUGGAAAAUUAUCUGCAAUUUUGCCACGAUAACUUCAAUUUGCAAUUUGAACCAUUGAAAACUCCAUUUGUUGCGCGACAGCUCGAUGUCAAUGGAAUGCGUAACCGGCUGGGAUUGAUUGAUGAUGCAAAGAAGAAAACUCAAUUGUUCAAGAAACCUUCGAUGCGAGGAACGGCCAAGAGGACCGCAAUGCUACAGACUUCGUCAUGUUCCACCCUAGGCGGUUACAAGACUCACAGCGCAGCCAUGCAAUUACUAGCGAAACCAAAGUCCCGCUCAAAUACGUCCAUGUCAUUGCUGUCAUUGCCGAAUAUGUCCAAUUUCGGUAGAUUCAGCACACCAAAAUUUUCGUCGACCAUGUCGUCGUCUGCGGCCACAAACAGGCUUCAACCCGAAAUGAAAAUUUCGCCAGUGUUUCCAAUGACACCUACGGGAGUAUUGAAAAAUGUUACGGAAACUACGUCAAUUAUGUCGCCGAAUGGAAUUUCAGUUGUACGGAAAGUAUCAACCAGUUCCGUUAUGCACUUGAAUCAGCCGCACAUUCGUUCACCGACGCGACGCUUUUAUGUAACAAAUAUUUCACCGGAAUUUGCUGCUAUGAUGGAAUCGGACGCAGAUCUAGAUAAAAUCAUCAAUGAGCACAGAAUGGACCGGGUCGACACCGAAUGGACGAAUGGACGUCGUUUGGAAAUGGUGAGCGAAGGUCUCGAAGACACAAAUGAUGGCUCUACUUUUCAUGUUGCAAGUCUCCAAACCGAUCAGGAUGGUGUUGAAUUGAUUAGCAACGUCAGUGACUCCGUACUGAAUGAUAUUUUGAGUGAAUAAGACUUGAACAGGUAGGUUCAUCAACCUCCAGCAUAUUAGCAUCAUCAUCAUCAUGUAAAUAGUGAACUAGAAAUUAUAUCGCAG
Messenger RNA from Bradysia coprophila, 2147 nucleotides. RefSeq names its product dim gamma-tubulin 6 (gene dgt6). NCBI's taxonomy places the organism in Eukaryota, Metazoa, Arthropoda, Insecta, Diptera, Sciaridae. Gene Ontology annotation, biological process: spindle assembly. The record is from RefSeq and is a predicted model, not a curated record. Gene Ontology annotation, cellular component: mitotic spindle microtubule; HAUS complex. Gene Ontology annotation, molecular function: microtubule binding.